CUUCGAGUCAGUUCAGUUACCAGGGGUGGGUCUGAACGUUAUAUAAACGGUUCAUACAUCCCGUGUGUGGACUCUAAAACCACAUUUAACCAUCACUUAUCGUCAACAACUCGAUCUAGAGUCUUCUAGACCACAAAGCCUGUUCUUAAAAGCGACAUUAAAGCCAUUUAUACCUACAGACGUCGGGUGUUUUGUGAUUUUUGUGCAGGAAACACCUCAAAGAGCCGCAUUUAUCAAAGAUGACUGCCGAAGAGGUGGUGAAUGAAGGCAACAGCAUCCCCAUCGAGGGUGAAGACAUCACCCCGAAGAAAGAUGGAGGUGUUUUAAAGCUGGUCAAGAACGAGGGUACGGGCACUGAGUCGCCCAUGACAGGUGAUAAAGUAUUUGUGCACUAUGUCGGAACGUUGCUUGAUGGAACACAGUUCGAUUCCAGCCGAGAUCGAGGAGAGAAGUUCUCCUUUGAGCUGGGAAAAGGUCAGGUGAUCAAGGCAUGGGACAUCGGUGUGGCAACAAUGAAGAUUGGGGAGAUCUGUCAGUUGAUUUGCAAACCUGAGUAUGCCUAUGGGGCUGCUGGCAGCCCACCCAAAAUCCCACCCAACGCAACCCUUGUGUUCCAGGUGGAGUUGUUUGAGUUUCGUGGGGAGGACAUCACUGAUGAUGAAGAUGGUGGAAUUAUUCGCAGGAUCAUCACUAAGGGCGAGGGUUACACAAAACCGAAUGAGGGAGCAUCUGUAGAAGUGUUUUUAGAGGGGCGUCAUGACGAUCAAGUCUUCGAUGAGCGUGAGCUGAAGUUUGAGUUGGGAGAUGGAGAGAGUUUGGGUCUGCCACCAGGUGUGGAGAAAGCCCUGCAGGCUAUGGAGCAGGGAGAGGAGGCGCUCUUCACCAUCAAACCAAAGUAUGGCUUUGGAACCGCUGGCAGCGACAAAUUCAACAUCCCUCCCAGUGCAACACUGAAGUACAAAAUCAAACUGAAAGCAUUUGAGAAGGCCAAAGAAUCCUGGGAGAUGAACUCCAUUGAGAAACUGGAACAGAGCGCAAUCAUCAAAGAGAAAGGAACGCAAUAUUUCAAGGAGGGGAAAUACAAGCAGGCAGCCGUGCAGUAUAAACGCAUUGUGUCGUGGUUGGAGCAUGAGUCCAGUCUGCAGGGGGAGGAGGAAGAGAAAGCCAAAGCGCUGCGAUUGGCUGCUCAUCUCAACCUGGCUAUGUGCUACUUAAAAAUGCAGGAACCAAACCUCACCCUCGAGAACUGUGACAAGGCACUGGAGCUGGACGCAAAUAAUGAGAAGGCGUUGUUCAGGCGAGGGGAGGCACUGGUUGUCAUGAAGGAGUUUGACAGGGCGAGAGCAGACUUCCAGCACGUCACUCAGUUGUAUCCAGCCAAUAAGGCAGCAAAGAGUCAGAUUGUGCUCUGCCAGAAACAUAUCAAAGAGCAACAUGAGAAGGACAAACGCCUGUAUGCAAAUAUGUUCCAAAAGUUUGCAGAUAGGGACGCCAAAAAGGAGGUGGAGCAGGAUAAGAAACAGAACGGUACCGUGAUGGAAAUAAGUGAAAACGGAGCCCAGGAACAAACUGCAGCAUAAUAGCGCGCUUGUGCGUGUUUUGUAUUAUUUACUGUCUUUUGUGUUCUUUUUUUUUCUUUUUUUUUUUAAAGAUGCUUUUGUAACUUCUAUGAUUUUUUUGACCCACUGAAAUGACCAUUUAUUCGACUGUGGAUGCGUACUUGUUUCAGUUUCUAAUCUAAUGUACAGUAGCAAGUCGUUUGAUUUUGUCCUGUGGCCAGACCCUUACGGCCAGGGUGUGCACUCGCAUGUGAUUGCACACAUGUAUGAAUUUUUAUGUAUGAGUUAUUGUAAGGCAGCUAGCCGGCCUGGCCGUGUUCUCUGCUGCGUGUCUCUUAUGUUUAGGGAAAUAAAGUGGAAAUAAAACUGACUCAUUCUCAGCAAAUAGCCUGUACUUCAGCCUUUCAGAACCGAUUCAGAUCCUUUGAACGCAAGAGUCGCACUGCUGUACAAUAAAGCACUUUUCUGUCCUGUCACUCAACAACACAUGCAUGGAAAUGAUUGCCAGGGCUAAAAAGAACGUCAUUUCACUGUUAAACUCCAUUUCACUUCACCUUUCCUGUGCAUAACCAUUUCAAUGAUAUUGUUUGAUCGUCCAAGUGGAGAACAUCCUCAAUAAGGAGCUGAGAUUUGUGGCAAUACUACAAAUUUCAUCCCCUUAUUGAGGAUGUUCUCCUUUGUCUCCUUCCAUCUUCUUGUGGACAGGAUUACCCAUGAUUGUAUAAAAUCGAACUUGCACAUUGUAAUUUAAUGGCUGUAAUGGAAAAGAUUUGGUGAAGUAUAUAAUUGUAAAAGAGCGCUACGAAGGCAAGAUUACUAUAGUGUAGUUUGUGUGGGUGACAGAGACAUUCACUAGUUCUGUUCUCAUGUUCUUGAUACUUAACUGAUGUUGACUAGAACAAUAAAACAAACUCUGAACCCUCC
This is a messenger RNA of Myxocyprinus asiaticus (Chinese sucker), 2483 nucleotides long. RefSeq names its product peptidyl-prolyl cis-trans isomerase FKBP4-like. Gene Ontology annotation, molecular function: protein binding; peptidyl-prolyl cis-trans isomerase activity. The record is from RefSeq and is a predicted model, not a curated record. The transcript has 10 exons. Bases 240 to 1580 code for a protein of 446 amino acids. NCBI's taxonomy places the organism in Eukaryota, Metazoa, Chordata, Actinopteri, Cypriniformes, Catostomidae.